GAGCUGCGGAAAGUCUGUGCGUCUCGUUUUCUCACCUUGUACACGCAUCGCAGAAGGGGGAGGCGGGUGUGAGGAGGCGAGAGGGAAAUCCAUGACUUCCGCGUUUUUCCUCCGUGAAUGAAACUGAGAGCACAGUACAGUACGCUAGACUAUAAAAAGGCACCAUGGAGCUCUCAGUCGCGACAUUCACUUAAAGACCCCGACUGGGCUGUGCGAAACCAAGAGGACUAUUUUGUGGAGCUAAACCAAACAACACCUGGAGCUGUACAACUUCCAGCUUGCAUUUGCAACCCGAAGCUUUUCUAUACGCUGAAUCUUUAAAAGUGGACGAAGCUCACGCACCUUCCUGCCUAUUGAUGGGACACCAAAAUAAAGAAAUGGACGUUGAGUCUCUCCAGCAGAUCGGCCGCCGGCGUGGAGGUUGCUUGGACAUGUUUCUUGUCAUGUCCAUCAUUUUUCUGUUUGUGGCGGUGACAGCUGUGGCUGCCGGCGGAGCGAUGCUUGUAAUUAAGCUGCACCCCAAUCUAGAGCCCUCGCCUCCGUCCUUCAACAUUGAGGCAUCAAAACAGACAGGAGGCACAUCGUCCCCAGCAUACAAGAUGCAUAAAUUUGUCGAACUGGAAGCAACCUCAAGCGAGUUGAAGAACUUCACGAUGCAAUGGGCUCCAGUUGCCUUCGCCGCUGGGACGUCUCUAGGAAGCAACUACUUGUUUGACCCAGUUCAGAGUUUGCUGAAACCUAAACGGGAGGGGAUGUAUUUCAUAUACAUUGAUCUCAACCUCACCUGUACCUUCAGCUGCAGCGCAGGCGUCCUCAGUGUGCGCGUGGACGAUAAGCUCACCUGCGAGGUGAAGCUUCAGGCUGUGGCGGAUUCAACACCUGUGAGCAGGAAGUGCUGGACAGUGAGCAGGAUAACAAAGGGGCAGGGACUGCUCACUCAGAUGACUGUACCAGAGGCCGGGCUGCAGAACUGGAGACUGGAGAUGAGCUCGAGGUUUGGGAUGUUCCUCGUGGACUAACAUAGACACUCUCUAGGGCUGCUACCGUCAGCAAGAUGCAGAUCUGUCUGUGACCUGUGGGUCAUCACUAAAGAACAACACCAGUUUGUGUUUUCCUAAAAUCCAAGUAGGGGAAAAUGGGCAGGUGCUUGUGCCAUUUUCAAAGCUGUGACAGCUCAGCAGGAUUUUAAGGUGGACUCUGAAGAGAAGUUGCAUUUGUGAUAAUACAAACAUCAUGUGGAAAGGACUAGACACUCAUUCUCUAUAAAUAUGUAUAUAUUUUACUCUAUAUGUGAUAUAUUUAUUUGUUAACAUGUAACUAUUUAUGUACCUAUAUUUAUAAUAGUGUUGCUAUUUUUAUAGACAUUUAUUUUGAUGUGGAUAUCACUACAUUAGUGUUGAUGUGCAAUACACUGCAAAUUAAUCAGCCUACAUUGGGUUAGAUACGUGACUCUAUAGCUCCAUUUUCAUUUUAUAAAUGGCUGGGGAGAUUAAGUUGAGGCUUAAAAAAAAUGUGUGAUUAUAAUUCUGCUCUGAAACCCCAAACAAGCUCCUUAGGGACCUCAUUCAGAACUAAUCUCUUCUGGCAAAUGAUGUGUAACACUCUGCACUUAACAUAACUUUUACAGAAACAAGGUCCCAUAAAAGUGAUCCUUCUGUAAUCAAAAGAUGACCAGAAUUACUAAAAUAUCUUGUGGA
Messenger RNA from Micropterus dolomieu (smallmouth bass), 1697 nucleotides. RefSeq lists its product as uncharacterized. Lineage: Eukaryota; Metazoa; Chordata; Actinopteri; Centrarchiformes; Centrarchidae. The transcript is spliced from 3 exons. The record is from RefSeq and is a predicted model, not a curated record. The coding region runs from base 357 to 1019 and encodes 220 amino acids. Gene Ontology annotation, molecular function: protein binding.